Anas platyrhynchos (mallard) is the source of this 5199-nucleotide messenger RNA. It is a transcript of the gene MYBL1, whose product is annotated as MYB proto-oncogene like 1. Gene Ontology annotation, molecular function: DNA-binding transcription factor activity, RNA polymerase II-specific; RNA polymerase II cis-regulatory region sequence-specific DNA binding. Gene Ontology annotation, biological process: regulation of DNA-templated transcription. Gene Ontology annotation, cellular component: nucleus. NCBI's taxonomy places the organism in Eukaryota, Metazoa, Chordata, Aves, Anseriformes, Anatidae. The record is from RefSeq and is a predicted model, not a curated record.
GCCAAUGGGCGCGCAGUCCGCCUGCGCAGAUUCAAACGGCGGCCCGGGAGGGAGCCUGGGCGCGAGAUUCGGCGGCAGCCGCCCAGCCCCAGCCCCAGCCCCAGCGCGGGGCCGCGGCCGGCGCUGACAGGAGCGGGAGGAGGGGCCGCGGGCGGACGGGGCCCCGCGCGCUCCGUGCGGGCAGGGCCAUGGCCGGGGCUGAGGCAGCCGGGCCGGGCCGGGGCUGAGGGCGGUCGGCAGCUCGCCGCGGAUGCCGCGGGGCUCGGCGGGGAGGAGGGGGCCGCCGCCGGAGCCCUGCCCGCCCUCCUCCUCCUCCUCGUCGUCGUCUUCCUCCUCCUCCGGCCGCCGCUGCCCGUCUCCGUCGUCCGGGAGGGCGAGCCCCAGCCCGGGCCCCUGCGGGGGCCGGGGGACGCCGCGCCGCGCCCCGCCGCCGUGGCGGCCCCCCCUAUGGUGCGCGCCGAGGAUGGCCAAGCGGCCGCGCAGUGAAGAAGAAAAUGACCGUCAAUACGCAGAUCAUGACUAUGAAGUCCCACAGCAAAAAGGUUUGAAGAAGAUAUGCAGCAGGGUGAAAUGGACCCGGGAUGAGGAUGAAAGGCUAAAGAAGCUGGUGGAACAAAAUGGUACAGAUGAUUGGGCUUUCAUUGCUAGUCAUCUACAAAAUCGUUCAGAUUUUCAGUGCCAGCAUCGAUGGCAGAAGGUACUAAACCCAGAAUUGAUUAAAGGUCCCUGGACUAAAGAAGAAGAUCAGAGGGUUAUUGAGUUAGUUCAGAAGUAUGGUCCAAAGCGCUGGUCUCUAAUUGCAAAACACCUGAAAGGAAGAAUAGGCAAGCAAUGCAGAGAGAGAUGGCAUAACCAUCUCAACCCUGAGGUAAAAAAGUCUUCAUGGACAGAGGAAGAAGACAGAAUAAUCUACGAAGCUCACAAGCGUUUGGGAAACCGAUGGGCUGAAAUAGCAAAACUUCUUCCUGGAAGGACUGAUAAUUCAAUUAAAAAUCACUGGAACUCAACAAUGCGAAGAAAGGUGGAACAGGAAGGAUAUUUACAAGAUGGUAUAAAGUCCGAAAGAGCUAGUUCAUCCAAACUUCAACACAAACCUUGUGUGGCUAUGGAACACUUGCACACUCAGAAUCAAUUUUACAUACCUAUUCAGACACAUAUUCCAGCAUACCAGUAUGCCUCACCAGAAGGCAGCUGUAUAGAACAUGCUUCUGCUUCUGCCAACUUAGUUCAGCAGUCAUUUAUUGAUGAUGAUCCUGAUAAAGAAAAGAAAAUAAAGGAACUUGAAUUGCUGCUUAUGUCAGCAGAGAAUGAAAUCAGAAGAAAGCGAGUAUCAUCUCAAGCUGGAAGUUUACCUACUUGGUCUGGAAGUUUUGUCAUGGAAGACUGUGUGCCUAAUACACUAAAUAGCCUUGGGGAACAAACAAGCGAGUUCUACAGCAUGGAUGAGACCCAGGGCGUAUCUGUUCAGCAGAAUUCACCCACUAAGUACUUGGCUGUGGAAGCAAAUGCAGUGUUAUCAUCUCUACAAACCAUUCCUGAAUUUGCAGAGACACUAGAGCUUAUUGAAUCUGAUCCCGUAGCUUGGAGUGAUGUCACCAGUUUUGACCUUUCAGAGGCUGUUGCAUCUCCUGUCAAGCCAGCUCCAGUAAAAUUGAUGCGGAUUCAACACAACGACCGGGCUGCAGAGUGCCAGUUUAACGUCGGUAUUGUGCUCGAUGGCAAAAAACACAAUGGCAGUGGUGAGGAAGAAGGAAUUUGUUCAACAACCCCGAACGUAACAAAAUUCAGCACUCCACCUACUAUCCUAAGAAAGAAGAAGAGAUUGCGUGUUGGGCAAUCACCAGUUAAUGAACUGAACGAUGGCUUAUGUAACGAUGCCAUCAAUGUUGCACUAAAGCAUACACCAGUGAAAACACUACCAUUUUCUCCAUCACAGUUUUUCAACACUUGCUCUGGAAACGAACAAUUUAACCUUGAAAAUCCUGCAUUCACAUCAACACCAAUCUGUGGGCAGAAAGUUCUCAUUACGACUCCUCUACACAAGGAAAUGACACCAAAAGAUCAAAAGGAAAACGUUGGUUUUAGAACUCCCACAAUUAGAAGAUCUCUGUUGGGUUCAACACCGAGGACACCAACUCCUUUUAAAAAUGCUCUGGCUGCUCAGGAAAAAAAGUAUGGUCCUCUUAAACUUACGUCGCAACCACUUGCCUUCUUGGAGGAAGACAUUAGGGAAGUUUUGAAAGAGGAAACUGGAACAGAUAUAUUUCUCAAGGAGGAAGAUGACUCUGUGUAUAAAAGCUGCAAGCAGGAGCGCAAUUCUUCUAAAAAAGUCAGAAAAUCACUGGUCCUAGAUCCAUGGGAAAAAGAAGACCUUGGUGCCCAGCUCUUUGCUGAAGAUAGUGGUUUGGAUGUACAGUCAGAAAAUGUAUAUACUACGUCUUUAUUAAUGAUACCAUUGUUGGAAAUACAUGACAACAGAUGUAACCUGACAUCAGAAAAACAGGAUACAAAUUCAUCAAACAAAGCAAAUGCAGUAAUUAAGAAGAAACUGAAUGCAUGUGCUUCAAAAAAUGUCAAAAUGGAGAAAGCUCUUCAGUCAAAUUGUGAAUGGGAAGCAGUUGUUUACGGAAAAACAGAAGAUCAACUUAUCAUGACUGAACAAGCACGAAGAUAUCUGAGCACAUACACAGCCACCAACAGCACUUCAAGGGCUCUGAUUCUGUGAUGGUCACUGCAACUGACAACCGUCUCUUUCCAUUGAAACUGACUCAAUGUCGAAGGAGAUUCCAGCACAAUACUUGUGAAUUAAGUAUUUACUUUGAGACAGUCUGCUAAGGGAAACCUUAAAGCUUCCUUUCUUCUCUUGACUGACAAAGAACAGACAUGAAACUCUACCAAGGGAUAGUACAACCAGUUCUGCAAUGCGUUUCUUACAUAUUCAAAAAGUAACACCCUGAAAUACCAUAAAGAAUGGUAAAGAGCAUUGCAGUACACAUCAACUCACAGUUUUUAAGUCUAUUUUUCAUAUUUAUUCUUUUGACUUGCAUUGCUUUUUUCUGCUAGUGCAUUUUUGAUAUAGAGUAGGUUUAUAGGUUGUUAAUGGUUUCUGAAUGAGCAACAUACGUGACUGAAUGUGCUUUUGCUUAUGUAGCAUUUUUCUAGUAUACAAAGAAACACAAUGGAGAGGUGUAAAAAGGAAGGAUAGAAAGUUGCACUACUAAUUUUUUGGUAUGCUGCAAAACAGUGAAAUUAACUACAGUGUUAAAUAUAUUUAUUUGCGAAUGGUACUUAGAAGUAGGCAGAGGGGGUGAAUUAGGUUUUAGUGUAAAGCAUCAGUAUUUUCUUCAUAAAUCUCAAAAUGAGAUGAUUGUUGAAUGUAUUGUACAGUAUGUAGGAACAGGGAAAAUUUUGUAAAUUGGAAAGGAGUCUUUUUAUAAUUUAUUUUCAUUUUAAAGCUUAAAUGUAGAUAUUUAUAUGUAUGCAGGUUGUCUAGAAGCCAACGUUGUUUCCUGUUAAAACAGCUGAAAUGAAAAAGGACAAGUUUAACCUUAAAGUAUGGUAUAGCAGAAGAAUUACAGAGGUGAAGUGUACAAAUCUAUACUGUAUGUUACAUCUACAUAAAGAUUGCACUAUAAACCUUAAAUCAUGUUGGUCUACAAAAUAGUUACAAGGUAUACCUGAAAUACAGCUACUGGUCCCAUACCUUGUUUUAAUAUAUUUAGAAGAGAAGGUUAGGGUCCUGUACGUGACCCAGGAGUACUUUGUCCUGCAUAGGAGCUAAAAAUUAAUGCAUUUUUUAUCUUUUUUAUUUUAGAAGAAACUUGGCACCUUGGAUCUCAAAAUGGUUUUAUCUGCACUUAAGUUUGACCAUUAUAUACUUACUAAAUGUUUGAAGAGCAAAGAACAUUCUUUUAUUUAUGAAAAUCUUUGUCCUUAUUUAAAGUAAUACAGGUCACAACAGUUGCUUUAGUUGCCUAUUUUAGGUAUUUGCACUUAUUUUAUGUCUUUUUUUUUUUUUUUGAAGGAAUGUUUUCAUUUGCUUUCGUUGUAGAAAUUUUUAUGUAGUUAAUUUCUAGCAAAUUGCAACGGUGUGUUAUCAACAAAUACUGACAGGUAAAUAGACUUGUACACUGUAGUUUUAGCUAUUUAUAAUUCAAACACUCUUCCUCUCCACUCCCGGGUGUGCUGCUACAGAUAGUGGCAGAAUCGGCUUGCUGCUAUGAGAGAUGGAAAGAGCGAGCAUCAUAUGCACUGUAUGUAAAAUUACAAAAUGAUGUCAGGUUCUCUAGUUAACUUUAUGAGAUCAACCAGUACUAUGCAGGGUGUGGAAAGUAUUCCUAUCAUUUCAAUAUCAAAGAUGGUAGAGAAUAAUUUAUUAAUGGAGAAUUUUAACGUGAUGAGUGGCACAAAGAAAGUAAAUGGUUAUUCAACUUUUUUAAACAUCUCAGAGCUUAUACAAUCCUUAUUUUUAGAUUUUUUGAUAUUAAAUAUUCGCCUGGCUAUGAUAGUAGUAGGCAUAAACAUUUUUAGCAGUUUUUAAUUCAGAUCAAAAUUUUUAGGGGGGGAGGGGAAUUGAGAGUAAUGGGAUUGGAAAACACCCAUCAUGCCAGGAUUAACCUCACCUAUGAAAGCUGGGAAGAGGCAAUUGGAAUUCUUGGCAGUACAAGAUUCAGAUUACCAGAAUGGAUUUAACCAAAACAUUUUAUGCUGGAGACUGCAUUUAAUUCCCAAAGGAUGAAAUAACACCUUGAGAGAGAAUGACUAUCUGGAAUCUGGAUGAUAUAUUUCAGUAGAAGUGGUAUCACAAAAACUGCCUAUGCCAAGUUUAAGCAUAGUUUUACGAUAAGUAGUUUUAAUUUGUGUUGGUAUUGGUUGGAUUGUCUAGUUAACUCCUACUUUGUUGCUUUAGCAAGAAGGUUUUAAUCUUUGAUAUGUCAGGCAUCUUUUAUUACUUUUUGAAUGUUGUGUGCAUUUGCAUUUCUUUCAGUUUAUAAGUAGAUUGUACAUGCAGCAGCCAAACUUGCAUGAAAAUUCAAUACAUAUUACUCCAUUUUUUUGUUUUAAGGUUUGACAUAAUGUACAACAAAUGCUUUGUUUAUCUUUGUUUUUGUUGUACUACAACUUUUCUUUUAUGUAAGACUCUCACAUACAAUACAGACCGUAUUAAUGUCAGAAAUAAAGCAUCUAUGUACCAGGUUA